AUGCAAUUGUCGUGGAAGGAUAUUCCAACGGUGCCGCCAGCCAAUGAUCUGUUGGAUAUUGUGUUGAAUAGGACGCAAAGAAAGACACCCACAGUGAUUAGGGCAGGGUUUAAGAUCACUCGUAUCAGGGCAUUUUAUAUGCGGAAGGUCAAGUUUACUAGUGAAGGGUUUACUGAGAAGUUUGAUGAUCUUUUGAAGGGAUUUCCAAAUGUUAAUGAUGUUCAUCCCUUUCACAGGGAUUUGAUGGAUACUCUUUAUGAGAAGAAUCAUUAUAAGAUUUCGCUUGCUGCUGUUUCUCGUGCUAAGACGCUAGUGGAACAGGUUGCUAGGGAUUAUAUUAGGUUAUUGAAGUUUGGUCAGUCUUUGUUUCAGUGCAAACAGCUGAAGAGAGCAGCAUUGGGUAGGAUGGCUACUAUUGUGAAGAAGUUGAAGGAUCCGUUAGUUUAUUUGGAGCAGGUCAGACAGCAUUUGGGUAGAUUACCCUCUAUCGAUCCGAAUACCAGGACGUUGUUGAUCUGUGGAUAUCCAAACGUGGGGAAGUCUUCAUUCUUGAGAUGUAUUACAAAGGCUGACGUUGAGGUUCAGCCGUAUGCGUUUACCACGAAGUCUCUGUACGUUGGUCACUUUGACUACAAGUACUUGAGAUUUCAAGCCAUAGACACACCAGGUAUCUUGGAUAGGCCCACGGAGGAGAUGAACAAUAUUGAAAUGCAGUCGAUUUAUGCAAUUGCACAUUUGCGUUCCACAGUGUUGUAUUUCAUGGAUCUUUCUGAACAGUGUGGUUUCACGAUAGAGGCACAGGUUAAAUUGUUCCACUCGAUCAAACCUCUGUUUUCGAACAAGUCUGUGAUGGUGAUUAUGAACAAGACCGAUAUCAUCGCUCCAGAACAUUUAGAUGAAGAGCGUCAAAACCUCAUCAAGACGAUUUCUGAGUUUCCGGGUGUUGAAAUUAUGACCACUUCCUGUAUUAAAGAGGAAAAUGUGCUUGAAGUUAGAAAUAAGGCAUGUGAAAAGCUUUUAGCGUCAAGAAUUGAAAAUAAGUUGAAAUCACAGUCCAGAAUCAACAACGUUUUGAACAAGAUUCACGUUGCUAAACCUCAGCCCCGUGAUGAUGGUGUUGACAGAACUCCAUACAUUCCGGAAAAAUUCAAGGCCAUGAAGAAGUACGAUCCUGAGGAUCCCGAAAGAAGAAAACUGGCCAGAGAAAUUGAGGCUGAAAAUGGUGGUGCUGGUACAUAUAACAUCAAUUUGAAGGAUAAGUAUUUGCUGGAAGACGAUGACUGGAAGAACGACGUUAUGCCAGAAAUUUUGGACGGUAGGAACGUCUACGACUUUUUGGACCCAGAAAUUGCAGCUAAACUGCAGGCACUAGAAGAAGAGGAGGAAAGGUUGGCCGCAGAAGGGUUCUACGAGUCUGAUGAUGAAGGACUCGAUGGCUUCGAUCCUGAUGAAGUCAUGGAUAUUGAAGAAAAGGCAACAUGGAUCAGAGAAAAACAAAAGAAGAUAAUCCAUGAAGCCAGAAGUAGAAAGGCACUAAAGAACCGUGGUACUAUGCCUCGUUCAAAGAUGUCCAAAUCGUUUGAUGUUAUGGAAAAACACAUGUCUUCCCUAGGCCAUGACAUGACCACUUUGCAAGGGAAACAAAGAGCUUCUGCUAAAAAGAACAGGUAUGUCGAAUCAGGUGCUGAUGUUGUUUACGGUCAACUUGAAUCAUCUUCGGUUGUUCCAGCCGGUAAAUUAAGGCAAUCAGAUAAGUUAACUGAUGGUGUUGUAGAUGGCUCCAUGAGAAGUAAAGCAGACAGGUUGGCUAAGCUACACAGAAGAGAAAGAAACAGAGAAGCUAGGCAAGGUGAAGGAGAUAGACAUGCAACCGCUUCCUUACCAAAACAUUUGUUUUCUGGUAAGCGUAGUAUUGGUAAAAACGAUCGUCGUUAA
Messenger RNA from Eremothecium cymbalariae DBVPG#7215, 1935 nucleotides. It is a transcript of the gene NOG1, whose product is annotated as putative GTPase NOG1. The record is from RefSeq and is a predicted model, not a curated record. Gene Ontology annotation, cellular component: nucleolus. Gene Ontology annotation, molecular function: GTP binding; GTPase activity; RNA binding. Bases 1 to 1935 code for a protein of 644 amino acids. NCBI's taxonomy places the organism in Eukaryota, Fungi, Ascomycota, Saccharomycetes, Saccharomycetales, Saccharomycetaceae. Gene Ontology annotation, biological process: ribosomal large subunit biogenesis. The transcript has a single exon.